ACACCACAGCCCACAUCAACAGGUGAAGAAACAACAGGGCCAGUUGGCAUUACUUCCAAUCCCACGACUUCAACAACAACGACAAAGGCACCCACCACAAAUGCAGAGGAAAUUACACCUACCACAGGUGGAACUACAACAGUUGAAGAAAAAACCACUGAGUCUAUUCCAUCUACAUCCACAAAGCCACCUAAAGAAUUCACCACUGGCCCAACAACCACUUCCACCACUGUAAUUGUUGAAACCUCUACCACAACACCACAGCCCACAUCAACAGGUGAAGAAACAACAGGACCAGUUGGCAUUACUUCCAAUCCCACGACUUCAACGACAACAACUGCGGAGGUAAUUACACCUACCACAGGUGGAACUACAACAGUUGAAGAAACCACAACGGAGACUAUUCCAUCUACAUCCACAAAGCCCCCUAAAGAAGUCACCACUGGCCCAACAACCACUUCCACCACUGUAAUUGUUGAAACCUCUACCUCAACACCACAGCCCACAUCAACAGGUGAAGAAACAACAGGGCCAGUUGGCAUUACUUCCAAUCCCACGACUUCAACAACAACGACAAAGGCACCCACCACAAAUGCAGAGGAAAUUACACCUACCACAGGUGGAACUACAACAGUUGAAGAAACAACAACGGAGUCUAUUCCAUCUACAUCCACAAAGCCACCUAAAGAAUUCACCACUGGCCCAACAACCACUUCCACCACUGUAAUUGUUGAAACCUCUACCUCAACACCACAGCCCACAUCAACAGGUGAAGAAACAACAGGGCCAGUUGGCAUUAGUUCCAAUCCCACGACUUCAACAACAACAACAAAGGCACCCACCACAAAUGCAGAGGUAUUUACACCUACCACAGGUGGAACUACAACAGUUGAAGAAAGCACAACGGAGUCUAUUCCAUCUACAUCCACAACGCCACCUAAAGAAUUCACCACUGGCCCAACAACCACAUCCACCACUGUAAUUGUUGAAACCUCUACCUCAACAUCCCAGUCCACAACAACAGGUGAAGAAACAACAGGGCCAGUUGGCAUUACUUCCAAUCCCACGACUUCAACGACAACUACUGCGGAGGUAAUUACAUAUACCUCAGGUGGAACUACAACAGUUGAAGAAACAACAACGGAGUCUAUUCCAUCUACAUCCACAAAGCCACCUAAAGAAUUCACCACUGGCCCAACAACCACUUCCACCACUGUAAUUGUUGAAACCUCUACCUCAACACCACAGCCCACAUCAACAGGUGAAGAAACAACAGGGCCAGUUGGCAUUACUUCCAAUCCCACGACUUCAACGACAACAACUGCGGAGGUAAUUACACCUACCACAGGUGGAACUACAAAAGUUGAAGAAACCACAACGGAGACUAUUCCAUCUACAUCCACAAAGCCACCUAAAGAAUUCACCACUGGCCCAACAACCACUUCCACCACUGUAAUUGUUGAAACCUCUACCUCAACACCACAGCCCACAUCAACAGGUGAAGAAACAACAGGGCCAGUUGGCAUUACUUCCAAUCCAACAACUUCAACAACAACAACAAAGGCACCCACCACAAAUGCAGAGGUAUUUACACCUACCACAGGUGGAACUACAACAGUUGAAGAAAGCACAACGGAGUCUAUUCCAUCUACAUCCACAACGCCACCUAAAGAAUUCACCACUGGCCCAACAACCACAUCCACCACUGUAAUUGUUGAAACCUCUACCUCAACAUCCCAGUCCACAACAACAGGUGAAGAAACAACAGGGCCAGUUGGCAUUACUUCCAAUCCCACGACUUCAACGACAACUACUGCGGAGGUAAUUACAUCUACCUCAGGUGGAACUACAACAGUUGAAGAAACCACAACGGAGACUAUUCCAUCUAUAUCCACAAAGCCACCUAAAGUUGUCACCACUGGCCCAACUACAUCUUCUACAACUUAUAUAAUUGUAACUUCAAGUUCAACAUCACAGCCUUCAACAACAAGUACAGAAACAACAGAGCCAGUUGUCAUCACAGGCACAUUAUCAACAACAACAACAGCUCCUUCAGCAUCGCCACAAGUGAUUAUUACACCUACAUCACAAGCAGUCACCACCAGCCAGUGCAUUUGCAAUGUUAAUGGGACACAGUAUCUACCAGGGAACCUAGUGUAUAAUGUGACAGAUGCUUCAGGGUGGUGCUUCACGGCUUACUGCAAAGCCACGUGCCAAGUUGAAGUGGAAUCAAAUCCAUGUCCUUCCUCUACACCACCCACUGUAUCACCCACAACGUCAGAAGAGACCACGACCACACCACCAACAACCCAAUCCUCCCCAGACUGCACUAGCGUUCAGCCACCAAGAAAGAAUGGAGAGUCUUGGCAGCUGAAUAGCUGUACCACAGCAAUUUGCCAGGACGGCAUUGUUGUCCAGCUACCAGUAAAAUGCAAGCCAGUGGAGCCACUACAGUGUGAGAAUGGUCGUCCACCUGUCAAGGUCUAUGAUUCAACUGGAUGCUGCUUUACAUAUGAAUGUGAAUGUGUAUGCAGUGGAUGGGGUGGAUCUCACUACAUGACAUUUGAUGGAGUAUAUUACAAUUUCCAGGAGAACUGCUCAUACACCUUAGUGAAAGAAAUCAACUUCAAAUACAACCUUACCAUUAUUGUUGAUAAUCACUACUGUGGAAACGCCGACAGUGGAUUCUGUCCUCAGUCCCUUAUCAUUCAUUACAAAUCCUAUGAAGUGAUUCUAACCCAGCAGAGAUCUGGUGACACAACAGAAAAUGUGGUAUAUGUCAACAGUAAACGAAUCUACCCAGCUUACAGAAUGGGUGACAUUGCUCUAACAAGUACUGGUGUGGAGGUCGUGCUGGAGAUCCCUGAUCUUAAGGUUCAGGUGUCUUACAAGGGGUCAUCAUUUAGCAUCAACCUUCCUUAUUCCCUCUUCCAAAACAGCACAGAGGGCCAGUGUGGUACCUGUGAUAAUUCCCAGAAGAAUGACUGCCAGUCACCUAAUGGUCAGAUACAGAGCUGCUCAGUCGCAGCUAGCCAGUGGCUGAUUCCAAACCAGGACUGUCCAACUCCUCCAACAGCACCACCCUCUACCACCACGGCCACCCCAAGCACAUCCCCUACCCCCUGCAAGACAGUCAUUUGUGAAAUCAUGAACAGCAAGGUCUUUGAGGAAUGCCAUAAAGCGGUUUCUCCUGAUGCCUUCAUUCAGGCCUGUAGAUCAGAUGUCUGCAACAAUGCUAUUUCUAGCUGCUCUAGUCUGGAGGCGUAUGCAUCUGAAUGUGCAAAUAAAGGGAUCUGCAUUGACUGGAGGAAGUCCACAGAUGGAGAAUGUGAGCAUACAUGCCCAGCCACUAAGGUGUACAUGCCAUGUGGCCCAGCAGUUGAACCAACAUGUAAUACAAAAUAUAAUGAGAAGUAUUUGAACAACCAAACCCAAAUGACCAAUAAGACGAAGGAGGGUUGCUUCUGUCCAUCUAAAACCGUCUUGUUCAGCACCUACUCUGAUACUUGUGUGGUCUCCUGUGGCUGCACUGGACCUGAUGGCAACCCCAAAAUGCCUGGUGAUACAUGGGAGAGUGGUUGCCAGCAGUGCACCUGUGACAUGGACUCCAUGAUUGUCCAGUGCCAGCCUAUCACCUGCCCCACACCAGUCACACCCAUCUGCAAUGAGACUGGAUACAGACUGGUGAACAAGACAGAAGGCUGCUGCCAGAAAUAUACAUGUGAGUGUGAUGCACUGCUUUGCCCCAAAGUCAUGAUGGACUGCCAACCAGGGUGGGAGGCAAUUAUAAGCACGUCCAUCUCAAGUUGCUGUCCAGAGUAUACCUGUGUUCCUAAGGGUGUAUGUGUCUACAAUAACAUUGAGUACCAGCCUGGUGCUGAAGUUCCUGAAGGAACUUGUGAGAAUUGUAUCUGCAGCUCGAUCAUGGAUCCUAGCACCAAGCUCAACAACAUUGUGUGCACAAAUAUCUCCUGUGACACUACAUGUUCACAGGGCUUCCAGUAUCAGGCCAUACCUGGUCAGUGUUGUGGGAAGUGUGUACAAACAAGCUGUGUGGUUACUAUGCCAGAUAAGACCAAACACACUAUUCAGGUGAACGAAACGUGGUCACCACCUGGUGACAAAUGUGUGAAGUACACAUGUGAGAAAACUGGUGGCCAAUAUAUACCAGGGGAGGUGAAGACUGUGUGCCCUGCAUUCAGCCCAGAGAACUGUGUCCCAGGUACAGAAAAGACAGAUGCAAAUGGAUGCUGCAAGACCUGCACAGAACGCAGCAAUGUCUGUGAGAUGAAGUACACCACCACUAGCAUUGUCAUCAGUGGCUGUGCGACCGCUGAGCCUGUGGAGAUCAAUUCCUGCUCAGGAAACUGUGGAACCUCUUCUAUGUACUCAGCAGAGGCGAACACCAUGAUGCACUACUGCUCCUGCUGCCAAGAGGCGACCACUAGCCAGAAAGAGGUGGAGCUGAUGUGCCCUGAUGGAUCAAAGGUCAAGCACUCCUACAUCCACGUUGAGUCGUGUGGAUGUCAUGUCACAGACUGUGAUGCAGGCACGACCACCGCCCCGGGGACAACGAGACCGCGCAGGAGGAGGCGCUAAACGUCUAGGGAGACAACAUGCACACUGACAUAGGAAUUAUCCUCAUGACAAGGAAUGUUUAGUCCAAAUUUGUUUUCUUGUUACGUUUUAAUUAAAUCUGUCAUGCCAGUGUAUUUCUACAAUCGGCAGCACUUAGCAUUAUGUUCUUAUACCUUCAUUGUAAAAUUAAUGUAUUUUCUAUGAUAAAUGUGGUGGAGAAUCUCUUUUCUCAUUUGUAGUAAUUAAUAAACAACAGCAGCAUCA
Oncorhynchus nerka (sockeye salmon) is the source of this 4842-nucleotide messenger RNA. Its product is annotated as intestinal mucin-like protein. The transcript is spliced from 19 exons. NCBI's taxonomy places the organism in Eukaryota, Metazoa, Chordata, Actinopteri, Salmoniformes, Salmonidae. Gene Ontology annotation, cellular component: extracellular matrix. The annotation marks the transcript as partial. Gene Ontology annotation, molecular function: protein binding. The record is from RefSeq and is a predicted model, not a curated record.